AUAUUCCAUCAGCCGUCAGUGGACCAAUCGAAGCCAGCUAGAAACUAUCGGCAGCUGGAGCAUGGGAGAAUUGUGGUGUACGGGACAUCCAUGUCGGUGGUGAGGGAGACCAGUGAGAGAUGUCGGAGUGUUCGUCGCUUGCUCCAGAAUCAUAUGGUGAGAUAUGAAGAGCGAGACUUGUACAUGAGCCGAGAAUACCAACAAGAACUGCGGCAGCGACUGGCUAAUGAAGGAAUUUCCACACUACAUUUGCCUCAUGUGUUUGCAGACGGCAUUCAUAUUGGUGGUGCUGGAGAACUGGAGAAACUAAACGAAGCCGGUGAAUUACGAGGCCUUCUUGAUCACUACCAGAAAGUGGUUGUUCGUUUCAUGUGUGAGAAAUGCGGCGGCUACCGAUUCCUGCCUUGUGAGUUUUGCCAUGGAAGCAAAAGAUCGCUAUUGAGGAACCAUUUUACUGAGGAAUUCUGUGCCCUGAGAUGCAUGCACUGUGACGAGAACGGGCUCCGAAGAUGUGACCUGUGUGCUGAUCAGCAAGAAUGA
Messenger RNA from Candidula unifasciata, 540 nucleotides. Lineage: Eukaryota; Metazoa; Mollusca; Gastropoda; Stylommatophora; Geomitridae. The record is from the annotation of a GenBank genome assembly.